AUGGCUGCUCACUAUGUCGGAUGCACGAGGCGUGGGUGGGCGCUCGCCAAUGAGGCUGUCCUUAUUACGAGAGAUUUACGUCUUCAACGGGGAGAAGGGCUCGCUGAGAUUAACGCAAUGCAGGCAGAGUAUUGCAAGCGGGCUUUCUGGAUCCUCCAUUUGACACAGAUGCAUGACUCUUUUAUCUCGCCUACACCACAUAUGCUGCCCGGUUUUCCGCCCAGGAAUACGGAUUGGGCAGUGAUGCGACCAAGAGAUAUUUUGGAAUACGAACUGUCCCAGGAGAAUCUGGUUUCUGGUACUCGCCUGGGGACCUCGGAAUCUACUGUUACUGGCUUUGUUUCCCUGGCCAAGGUCGGUCAAUGCAUGAGAAACAUACUCGCAACAGAGGAGUACCGGCCUUGCUUGACGAGCUUGUCGCCACAUUUCGCCUCGCUUGGGCUUCCUCCAUUACGAUAUGAUAUUGGAAAUACCCUCUCAAGGCCAUCUUUCUCCCGACGCUUGGCGGUCUCUCGAGAUAUUUCUACGCAGUUCCACGCAACUACUGAAGGUCUUCCGUAUCAAGAUUCCUUCGAGACAUUCAGUGACGGCAUCGAGGUGACAGUAGCCACAGUUCAGAUCAGUGCCUUGUAUUUCACCAACGCCAUAAUUGAUGCCAUUUUCGACUCGUCUGAUAGCUACCGUGGCGAAGUGGUAGAUUUAGCCAUCGAGGCCCAUGACUCUGGUCGCUUGCCUGGUGGGUUGGACGACAAGAUCGAGCUGUGGAGGAUCCGGGAAUCCAUCGCACUGAGACUCUUGGCCAUUUUAAAGACAACGUCGCCGCUAAGACUUCAACUCAACGGAUUUUCUUUGAUUCAUCAGAUUCGGAAGAUAGCUGCGAGUCUACUUGACUGUGGAGAGGAUCCCGAACUCGCUUCAGUAUUGGAUGGCCGACCUGAGGAGUACUUGAGGGAAUUUACGCAAAUUCUUGCCAGUCUGGAUUUGAACGCCGCCGUCAGUGCCAUGCUUCACAAGAGAUAUGCAGAUGAUACGUCGCAUUCAUUCUAA
Molecule: messenger RNA, 1047 nt
Organism: Clonostachys byssicola
Lineage: Eukaryota; Fungi; Ascomycota; Sordariomycetes; Hypocreales; Bionectriaceae
Source: the annotation of a GenBank genome assembly